Messenger RNA from Amorphotheca resinae ATCC 22711, 906 nucleotides. RefSeq lists its product as hypothetical. Gene Ontology annotation, biological process: protein transport. The record is from RefSeq and is a predicted model, not a curated record. The transcript has 2 exons. Lineage: Eukaryota; Fungi; Ascomycota; Leotiomycetes; Helotiales; Amorphothecaceae. Bases 1 to 906 code for a protein of 301 amino acids.
AUGGCGCCCUCAUCUUCCUUGAUAGCAAAGCUCAAAGUGCAACUCAAGCUCUCAAUCGCGCGCCUGCGCAUGGUCCAGCAAAAAGAUGAAGCCGUAUCCAAACAACAGCGUCGAGCCAUGGCGCAGCUUCUCGAGAUCGGGAAAGUCGAGAGUGCGAAAAUCCGCGUCGAGAAUAUAAUACGGUCAGACAUUACCACCGAGCUUCACGAGAUCCUCGAGUUGUACUGCGAGCUCCUACUUGCGCGCACCGGCCUCAUGGAAUCGCCCACAUGCGACCCGGGAUUGGAAGAGGCGGUAAAGAGCUUGAUAUACGCGGCGCCGAGAACGGAUAUAAAGGAGCUGCAGAGUGUGAGAGCGUUACUGGUGGAUAAAUAUGGCAAGGAGUUUGCGCUCCAGGCGAUGGAGCCAGAUGCGCAUGUGUCUGAGAAGGUUCUGAAGAAAUUGGCGGUUACGCCACCGAGUCAGGAGUUGGUCAAUGGAUAUUUGGAAGAGAUCGCAAGGACGUAUGGGGUUGACUGGCCCAAAAGACCACAGGGGGAUCCUCCGCAAUACAUCGAUGAUGAUGAGGAUGAGAAUCCAAGUGGAGGGCAGGCGCAGAAGAAUCUCGAGGAGCCGAUAUUGGCAGGGGGGCCAGAGACGGGCAAAAGGGAGGAUGAGCGGGAGGAGCUGAGUCGGGCAACACCUCCGAGGAGUUUUGGGCCGAGUAGUCCACUCAGGGUCAACCCGCCGAGUCCAAGCACAGACAAUCUACACCCGAGGGUCAAAGUCGGAGCAUUGGAUUUGAAGCCAAGCAAGAAGAUGCAAGAUGUUAGCAGUGGGAAGGGUACGCAGAGUAAGGGCCCAGUUGGAGGCACAAUACCAGAUGUUGACGAGUUGGCGAAGAGGUUUGCGGCAUUGAAGAAAUAG